This is a messenger RNA of Pelobates fuscus (common spadefoot toad), 1797 nucleotides long. RefSeq names its product coagulation factor XIII B chain-like. The transcript is spliced from 11 exons. Bases 160 to 1797 code for a protein of 545 amino acids. The record is from RefSeq and is a predicted model, not a curated record. Lineage: Eukaryota; Metazoa; Chordata; Amphibia; Anura; Pelobatidae.
ACAAGCAAUCGAAGUAAUGUCAAAUACAGAUGUGAUAAUGGAUACCAAUUAAGUGGACCAGAGGAAAGUAUCUGCAUUGGUGGGAACUGGUCCUUACCUCCGAUCUGUUUAAAGACGGAAAAAAAAUGUCCAGCACCUCCAAGAAUCAUCUAUGGAGAAAUGAAAUCCUUAGUCCAUACAGAAUACCCUUCCGGAUCUACAGUAGAAUAUCAAUGCCAGCAGCUUUACAAGCAUCAGGGAAAUCUAACAAUUGUAUGUGAAAAUGGAAGUUGGUCAGAUGUCCCUGUUUGUUUGGAACCAUGCACAGUAAGUCAGAAAGACAUGACAAAAAAUAACAUACAGCUAAGGUGGAAAACAGAUAAUAAAUUGUAUUCUGAACAUGACAACACUGUGGAGUUUAUCUGCUCCCCUGGAUUUGAAAUUCAGCCAUCUUCAACGCUUCGAGUUAAAUGCAACAGAGGAAAAUUAAUGUACCCUAGAUGCUUUAAGCAAGGCUCCUGCAUUUUAUCAAAAAAAGUGAUGUUGAUAAAUUAUAUUGUGCUGCCAGAUACACAUUUGGAAAUUGAAGAUGGGGAGAGCAUGCAGUUUCAAUGCAUCAAGGGAAUGAUUCCAGAACAGGAGCUCAGAGUUACAUGUAGUAAAGGUGAAAUAAAUUACCCAAAGUGUAAUAAACAGAAUGAGCAUAAAUGUGAAAACCCACCUUCUAUAAGAUUUGGACAAAUUGAACCAACAAGCAAUCGAAGUAAUGUCAAAUACAGAUGUGAUAAUGGAUACCAAUUAAGUGGACCAGAGGAAAGUAUCUGCAUUGGUGGGAACUGGUCCUUACCUCCGAUCUGUUUAAAGACGGAAAAAAAAUGUCCAGCACCUCCAAGAAUCAUCUAUGGAGAAAUGAAAUCCUUAGUCCAUACAGAAUACCCUUCCGGAUCUACAGUAGAAUAUCAAUGCCAGCAGCUUUACAAGCAUCAGGGAAAUCUAACAAUUGUAUGUGAAAAUGGAAGUUGGUCAGAUGUCCCUGUUUGUUUGGAACCAUGCACAGUAAGUCAGAAAGACAUGACAAAAAAUAACAUACAGCUAAGGUGGAAAACAGAUAAUAAAUUGUAUUCUGAACAUGACAACACUGUGGAGUUUAUCUGCUCCCCUGGAUUUGAAAUUCAGCCAUCUUCAACGCUUCGAGUUAAAUGCAACAGAGGAAAAUUAAUGUACCCUAGAUGCUUUAAGCAAGGCUCCUGCAUUUUAUCAAAAAAAGUGAUGUUGAUAAAUUAUAUUGUGCUGCCAGAUACACAUUUGGAAAUUGAAGAUGGGGAGAGCAUGCAGUUUCAAUGCAUCAAGGGAAUGAUUCCAGAACAGGAGCUCAGAGUUACAUGUAGUAAAGGUGAAAUAAAUUACCCAAAGUGUAAUAAACAGAAGCCUUGCCGAUUGUCAUUAGAAGAAAUCAACAAGAAUAAUUUAAUAAUGAGAGUGGCCAUUACUAAAGAUAGUAUGUAUGAUCAUGGAGUGAAAAUACCCCUUCGGUGUAAACCUGGAUUUUUCACUGUAUCUGUUUUAAGUUUGGAGUGCUAUAAUGGAGUAAUGAGAUAUCCCACCUGCUUUAACGAACGACCCUGUCGUUUAAAUCAAGAAUACCUGGAUAGAAAUCAUUUAGAGCUUGAUCCAGUUAAUGAUGACAAAGUAUAUUAUAAUAAUGGUGAGAAAAUUGAGUUUCUCUGCAAACCAGGGUAUAAAAGUAUCUCUGAUGUAACUGGACUGUGCAUUAAAGAAGAUAUUAUCUAUCCUUUCUGUUAUGAAAGCGGAGACUGA